AUGCAGAGCUUCGACGAGCCCGCCCCGUUCACAAUCGUCGCCUGGGAGCCGGCAUUUUUCGUCAUGUACCCAGCCGAGCUCGCCAUCGAUUUUAUGGGAUACCGAAUGCAUUUUUGUAAGAAGCCACGAGAGGCACCACAACUCCUUGGAUCUAAGUUUUGUGGUACUUGCUCCCUGCUCCUCUUCGACUCUCUGUCUGCGUCGCCCUCGUUGAUGCCGCGGAUCCCCGCGUUGCGAUCUUUGCAAUUGAUCAAGUGGAAGCACGCUUGCGCUCGGUCGGGGUGGUCGGCCGCCAGCCAGCGCUUAUCUCCAGGAUGA
Messenger RNA from Prorocentrum cordatum, 318 nucleotides. Lineage: Eukaryota; Dinophyceae; Prorocentrales; Prorocentraceae. The record is from the annotation of a GenBank genome assembly.